Messenger RNA from Leishmania mexicana MHOM/GT/2001/U1103, 375 nucleotides. RefSeq lists its product as hypothetical. The transcript has a single exon. NCBI's taxonomy places the organism in Eukaryota, Euglenozoa, Kinetoplastea, Trypanosomatida, Trypanosomatidae. Bases 1 to 375 code for a protein of 124 amino acids. The record is from RefSeq and is a predicted model, not a curated record.
AUGACCAGUGAUAUCGGUCUGCCGCGUCCCCAGGCGCGUGAGGAGCGCCUUAUGCACCCAGUGGAGUUUAUUCAGCGCAGUGCACCACGCCAGGAGGAGGCGCUGCGCAUGAACAACAUUCGCACUACGCACGGCCUUGGCGCCGCGACGGAGGUGGCGCUGACGGAGGUGACCCUCCUCGGCAGCCGUCGCCUCGGGGCCAUGCCUACAAGCAACACACUCUACAACGCGUACCGCGGCAACUUCACGGAGCUGACCCCUUGCGACCUCUACGGCCUGCAGGAGAACGACCCGAACGUGCAGCCGACACCGCGCGCGCUUGUGGAGAAGCAGUUCCACGGCCAUGAGCUGACGAUGAAGACACUCGGCCUGUAA